Molecule: messenger RNA, 2482 nt
Organism: Clarias gariepinus (North African catfish)
Lineage: Eukaryota; Metazoa; Chordata; Actinopteri; Siluriformes; Clariidae
Gene: inka2
Product: inka box actin regulator 2
Exons: 2
Coding region: 313-1455 (380 amino acids)
Cellular component (GO): nucleus
Molecular function (GO): protein kinase binding; protein serine/threonine kinase inhibitor activity
Source: RefSeq, a predicted model, not a curated record
GGAUACACAAACAAAGACAAAUGCACUUCCUCGAACAUAAGUCUACUGAAUAUGAGUAAUUAUCCCUCAGACAUGUCUCAGUCCUAGGAGCAGCAGGUUUGAUUCAUAAAGGCAAUUUUUUCUUUAAAACUACAACUCCCUACAGCCAUCCUGUUUAGGCCAGCGUAAAAAAAAAAAAAAAAAAAAAAUCAAUGUGACGCAUGAAUUGGUCAGUCACCUGAUUGGUUAAAAAGCAGAUACACAGUGGAAAGAAAGAGAAGGAGAGAAAGGGAGAGGAAGAGAGACAUCAAGGGAGAGAAAGCUUACUGGAGUAUGAUCUCCAUGCGGGAGGCAGGCGAUGGUCUCCAGACUCAGAUGAACUCUAUGAUGGGAGCUUUGCAGGAGCUGAAACUCCUUAAGGUGCAGACUGCUCUGGAACAACUUCAGCUCUCCUGCAAAACCAGUCAGCAUUACCAACACUCUUCUCACAGACCCAUAACCUCAGACUCUGGCCUCACACAUAAUUUAAAUCAUACCUCAGUAGGAAGCAGACAAAAAGAAACCCGGAUUUCAGAACAGCCAAAAAAACAUACAUUUACAAGAGAAUCAAGUUUGUCUGAUCUAGAAAUGGAGCCCUCUAAAUUCCUCACCAGCUCCCCAUAUGAGAAAUGUAGUCUGGCUCCAAACCCUGUAUCCAGAAGGCAGGAACCUAGAGGAACCCACCAUCGAGGAAGUCUGUGCACCUCUGCUUCAUUCUCCAGCUCUGAGGAUGACAGCUUCUCUUCUUGUGAUUCUAGAGACAACAUCCAUUCAGGCAACACUGGAAGACAUUCAACCUCAAGAUCCACCUUUAAAGAGCAUCAGUCUUCGUUCCAUUCAGCCACAAUGACUGAUCUCCAAGGUCUAAUGACCACACUUUCACGGGAAGGGCCCUCUAUCGACAGUGAUUUUUCUCAAUUCGACACGGAUGACUCCAGCGACUGGACAUCCUCUCUGAUGAGUCAAAGCCGCAACAGACAGCCAUUAGUGCUUGGAGACAAUGUCUUUGCUGAUUUAGUGGGUAACUGGCUGGAUCUGCCUGAACUGGAGAACCGGAUAUCUGAUGAGGCAGAGAGCACAGGAAGAAUUGCUGAAGCAUCUCAGCAUCCACUACGACUCAGCUGCUCUCAGGAGUUUUGUAGGCGACUCUCUCUAACCACCAGCAUCUUCAAAAAGGUCUUGCGGAGUAUUCGGCCUGACCGGGAAAAACAUCUCAAGGAGAGACCAGGAUGGUUACACCUACAGGAUGAGGAGGAAACCCUCUUUAAAAGAGCCAAGAAGAAGAAUAAAGCAUCCAAACCUAAAGAUAGUGUCUAUAAGCCAUUCUGGACAAGAGUUGGUGGAUUGAAAGCAAAAAGCAAACCAAAAACAGACAAUACAGAAAUGAAAAUUUCAAAAGGGCCAAUGUUUGAUUAUAGCUCUGCAGUCUGGGUUUAAAACUUCACAGGUUUGUUUGUUGCUAAAUAAGCGUGGAAUGUUUGCAAGUUAGAAGAGAGAAAAUUAAGACUGUUCUCAAGAACUAUUUCAAAUUUAGAAGCCAAUAAUGAACACAUGCAGAGAGGGUGUAACAGAGGUGUAUUUGUUAACUCUCUUUUUCUGUCUUGUCAUCAACCGUGUUCUGAAGGUAAAGGUAUCCCUUUGAUCCUUUUUUUUUUCAGAAAACAAUAGCUCCCCAACGUGCAAGCUUGAGCAUGUAAUUAUCACUAGUGUGCAUUCCUUUACCAUAGAGUCAUCCAUAUACAGUGUCACAUACUGGAUCUUUGAAUAAAAUUUAUGUAUACAAUGCUCUCAAAAUAGGAUAUAUAGUAAUUGGAAAAAGGAGACUAAGGUCCUUUUGGGAAAUACAAGCAGUCUGUUCCUGAUGAGUCAAAUUAACUAGUGUCAAUCUGUUCAUUGAUUGUCUGCCUGUUUGGACCUUUAAGGUAGGCUUGUUCAACUGUCAGUCAAAAUCAAGUGCUGAAUAAACCAGGAAAAAUAAGCUAAAUACCAUUUAAAUAAGGAACCAAAGAUGUUCACAUAUAAAAAUGUAACAAUACAAUACAUUUCUUUAAUAUACAAUAUGAUGUUGAUCUUCUGCAAAUGCUUUUCCACUACUGAUAUUCCACAUACUAUAUGAUUUCUUUUUAGAAACUCAUAUGACAAACAUUAUUCCAGUAUGAGCCUAUGUGAUUGUAAACACAUACAGAAGUAUAUGCAGCAAAUGUCCUCUCUCUAGCAUAUAAGGUUAAUGCGCACAUUUGACCAGUUUACCUGAACAGUUACUGGAACACAGCACACAGUUGUGAUUAACUGAGCAAUUAAUUUCAUUGUUCAAAUAUUCACUCAAAGCUAAGUAAGGUUUAUUAAGCAUGUUUGAAAUUUAUUUACUUUUUGUGAAUGUCCAAGCUUUAAUACUGUAUGUACACAAAAUAGCUUAUCAUAAUCUAUCUUAAAUAUAUUUUUUCUUUUGUAAUUAUUUUCUAUA